Molecule: messenger RNA, 3539 nt
Organism: Quercus robur (English oak)
Lineage: Eukaryota; Viridiplantae; Streptophyta; Magnoliopsida; Fagales; Fagaceae
Product: LRR receptor-like serine/threonine-protein kinase ERL1
Exons: 27
Coding region: 213-3182 (989 amino acids)
Biological process (GO): protein phosphorylation
Molecular function (GO): ATP binding; protein kinase activity; receptor serine/threonine kinase binding
Source: RefSeq, a predicted model, not a curated record
ACUUUCUCUCUCUGCAGUACACACACUCUUCCCAGCCAGACUCAUUAACUGUGUUCCUUACAGUUCACGCUAAACGCCUGCUCUCUCUCUCUCUCUCUCUCUCUCUCUCUGUCAUACAAACAAUAGUAGAACUCUAUAUCAUCUUCAGUUUAUUCUCUCAUAACACCUUCUUCUUGUUCAUUCUCUCUCACUCAUUUUGCUCUGGGCACAACAUGGAGAAAUGGGUGUUGUUGGAGUGGAGAAGCAAGAAGGAGCUGUCUUUGUGUUUGUGUUUGAUAAUGGUGCUUCUGUUUUUUCUAUGUCCUACUGUUUCACCACUUGAUGACCAAGGCAAAGCCUUAAUGUCGAUAAAGGCCUCUUUGAGCAACGUAGCAAAUGUUUUGCUUGACUGGGAUGACUUGCACAACCAAGAUUACUGUUCCUGGCGAGGUGUCUUUUGCGACAAUUCCAGCUUCUCUGUGCUUUCUCUGAAUUUGUCUAAUUUGAACCUGGGUGGAGAGAUUUCACCAGCCAUUGGAGAUUUGAGAUAUCUUGUAUCCGUAGACUUUCAAGGGAAUAAGCUAACUGGUCAAAUCCCAGAUGAAAUUGGAAACUGUGGUUCUCUUGUGCAUCUGGAGCUGUCUGAUAAUUUGCUGUAUGGGGACAUCCCUUUUUCGAUAUCUAAGCUUAAGCAGCUUGAGUUUCUGAAUUUGAAGAACAAUCAGCUCACCGGUCCUAUUCCUUCAAUAUUAACUCAGAUACCUAACCUCAAGACACUUGAUCUUGCCCGGAAUCAGCUUACGGGGGACAUCCCAAGACUUCUAUAUUGGAAUGAAGUACUGCAAUAUCUUGGGUUACGUGGCAAUGCAUUGACUGGAACACUCUCGCCUGAUAUGUGUCAAUUAACUGGCCUGUGGUAUUUUGAUGUUAGAGGCAAUAAUUUAACCGGCACAAUCCCAGACAGCAUUGGGAACUGUACAAGCUUUGAAAUCCUGGACAUUUCCUACAAUCAAAUCACUGGUGAGAUUCCGUUCAAUAUUGGAUUCCUACAAGUGGCAACGUUGUCCCUGCAGGGAAAUAUGCUAACGGGGAGGAUUCCAGAGGUGAUUGGUUUAAUGCAGGCCCUGGCUGUCCUGGAUUUGAGUGAGAAUCAACUUGUUGGGCCCAUACCGCCAAUACUUGGCAACUUGUCAUACACUGGAAAACUAUAUCUCCAUGGCAACAAGCUUUCCGGGCCAAUUCCUCCAGAGCUUGGCAACAUGUCAAAGCUCAGCUACUUGCAAUUGAAUGAUAACAAACUAGUGGGGCAGAUUCCGGCUGAACUAGGAAAGCUGGAACAGUUGUUUGAAUUGAAUCUUGCCAACAAUGAGCUAGAAGGACCCAUUCCAUCCAACAUCAGCUCUUGCACAGCAUUGAAUCAAUUCAAUGUACAUGGUAAUCGCUUAAAUGGAUCGAUCCCAUUGGGUUUCCGCAAUCUAGAGAGUUUGACCUAUCUAAAUAUAUCAGAAAACAAUUUCAAAGGCUGGGUUCCUGUUGAGCUGGGGCAUAUUAUUAAUCUCGAUACACUGGAUCUCUCAGGAAAUAAUUUCUCUGGUCCAAUUCCAGCUUCUGUUGGUGAUCUUGAGCAUCUUCUCACCCUGAAUUUAAGUGGCAAUUGUCUUGACGGGCCUAUACCAGCAGAAUUUGUGAACCUCAGAAGCAUACAAAUUAUUGAUAUGUCAUUCAAUAACCUUUCUGGUAGCAUUCCGCCAGAGUUUGGGCAGUUGCAAAAUAUUGUCACUCUGAUUCUGAACAACAACAACUUGUGUGGAGAAAUUCCUGAUCAACUAACAAAUUGUUUCAGCCUAGCCACUUUGAAUGUCUCUUACAACAACUUAUCAGGCAUUGUACCUCCCAUGCGGAACUUCUCACGGUUUUCAGCAGACAGCUUCAUUGGUAAUCCUUUAUUGUGUGGCAACUGGUUGGGAUCAAUAUGUGGACCUUACAUGCCAAAAUCUAGAGCACUUUUCUCUAGAGCUGCUGUUAUUUGUCUGACUCUGGGCCUCAUCGCAUUAUUGUCUAUGGUAAUAGUUGCUAUUUACAAAUCCAACCAACCAAAGCAUUUGACAAAGGGUUCUACUGGAACAGGGCAAGGUCCCCCUAAAAUGGUAAUUCUUCGCAUGGAUAUGGCUAUUCACACCUUUGAUGAUAUAAUGAGAAUCACUGAGAAUUUAAGUGAGAAGUAUAUCAUAGGCUAUGGUGCUUCUAGCACAGUAUACAAGUGUGUUUUGAAGAAUUCCCGACCCAUUGCAAUUAAGCGAAUUUACAACCGGUAUCCUAACAACGUACGAGAAUUUGAGACUGAGCUUGAAACCAUUGGUAGCAUCAGACAUAGGAACGUGGUCAGCUUGCAUGGUUAUGCACUGUCUCCCUAUGGGAACCUCCUCUUCUAUGACUACAUGGUGAACGGUUCUCUGUGGGAUAUGCUUCAUGGAUCAUCAAAGAAGGUAAAACUUGAUUGGGAGACACGAUUGAGAAUAGCAGUUGGGGCUGCUCAGGGACUUUCCUAUCUUCAUCAUGACUGCAACCCCCGUAUUAUACACAGGGAUGUCAAGUCCUCAAAUAUCCUGCUGGAUGAGAAUUUUGAGCCUCGUCUCUCUGAUUUUGGGAUUGCCAAAUGCAUCUCUACCACCAAAACUCAUGCAUCUACUUUUGUUCUUGGAACUAUAGGCUACAUUGACCCAGAGUAUGCCCGAACUUCCCGGCUUAAUGAGAAAUCGGAUGUUUAUAGCUUUGGUGUUGUUCUUCUGGAGCUACUGACUGGGAAGAAGGCAGUGGACAAUGAGUCAAACUUGCAUCAACUGAUAUUGUCAAAGGCAGAUAAUAACACAGUAAUGGAGGCUGUUGACCCCGAGGUUUCUGUAACAUGCAUGGAUUUAUCCCAUGUCAGGAAGACCUUCCAACUUGCUCUCCUGUGCACGAAGCGUAACCCAUCUGAGAGGCCAACCAUGCAUGAGGUUGCAAGGGUCUUGGUCUCCCUGCUUCCAGCGCCUCCCAGAAAAGCCUGUCUUGAUCCACCGAAGACCAUUGACUAUGCUCAAUUUGUGAUUGACAAAGGACAGCAACAAUCAAACAUGCAGCAGCAGCAAGUUCAGCACAACAAUUCAUCUGAUGCUCAGUGGCUUGUUCAGUUUGGUGAAGUUAUAUCCAAGGACUCCCUUUGAAGGAAGUUUACAUUUCAGUCUUUUUGGCAUCCAUUAUAACAGAAACAGAAAGAACAAAAAAGAAGAAGGAUGGAACAUGGGGAAAUCCCAAGUUUUGAUUUUGAUGGGCAUAGUUCUCUUCCAACUAGAUUAUUAUGCCCAUCUGACUAGGUUCCACAACAUUUUACUAACUAUUUUAAUGUAUUAAGUUCUAUAUACAACAGACCAGUCUAAGUUUUGAACAGCUAAAUCUCCAGCCUUUUUGUACAAUCAUAGCACUGACUAUCUGUAGGUACACUUAUUUUGUUUAAAGUACCAGGUGCCAGCUAGUCUAUGUUCUAGUGUAAUUAAUAUAUGCAGUUAUAACCCUUUAUUAAA